UUGAUCGGUUGCGCCGCCUGCUAAACUGCAGUCCCCGGCAGCGCGCAAGCUUUCCGCGCCUGGUUUAGCGGUAGCGGUGAUUACUCCUGGAUUAAAGAAAAACCAGUUCCCGCAGGACUGGAGCUAAGCCGUUAUUGUGGAAGUUUGGUGAAAGUUUACCGCUGAAGCAGUCGGCAGCUGACGGCGCAGAAGACUUUGCAGGCUGGUGUCAUGGAGUAUAAAAGCGGAGUGGAGCCAGGCGUCAGGCCUGCGGAUAACUAACGUUAGCUAGCCGAGCUAACGUUAGCUGACGUGAACCCGUCUAUCCUUGUUUGGGUCGCUGUGCUAACUAGCUAGGUGCUAUUUUUGUUAGCAUAACAGAGGGUUCCCUGCUUGUUUAGAUCCGGAUAUAUUGAACGAACCCACCGGGGUCCACUACAAUAAUACGUUUCCUGAACUUUUGUCGGAGUUUUAAGUUAACCUUCUGAGCUAACGGUGUACAGUUAGGAAGCUGUCGAGCUAAGUCUUUGUUACAAAGUUGAUCUUUUGAUUUUGAUAGAGGGAUGAUUUGUGUGUUAAAUUAAUAAUUUUUGUAGGUUGAUGAUAAAAUAUAAGUUAGACGUAACGUUAGUCCAGACCGCACAGUCGUUCUGCCCCCCUACGGGACUACAGUUAAAAUCUUUUUCUCUCCUUCACACCCCGACCCACCGACCACUGUCUCCUGUCGUCGGCCGGCUUCGGUGGCUGGCCACACAGCACUGAGUGCCCAAUGGAGGAACAUGACAACAUGGACUAUUUUUACCAGCAGGUAUUGCAAAAAGACGUUACCCGCAGGUUGCAGGUCGGCCAGGACCUAAUUGACUACCUAAACGACCCACAACGGUCCCCGGACGUGGAGCAGGACAAACCCCGGCUGGAUAAGACCGUGGACGAGCUAACGGGAUGGGUGAACUCCAGCAAUUUCAAGGUGGCGUUGUUGGGGAUUGACAUCUGUGGUGCGUUUGUGGACCGCUUGGGAGAGCGAUUCAGAGGAUACCUGGGCACAGUUUUGCCAGCUUUGGUGGACAGGCUGGGCGAUGGAAAGGACCAGGUCAGGGAGAACAGCCAAGCUCUCAUCCUUCGCUGUAUGGAGCAGACUGCCUCGCCCAUGUAUGUUUGGGAAAGGCUACUUCCUGGUUUUAAGCACAAGAACUUCCGCAGUCGAGAAGGAGUCUGCCUCUGUCUCAGUGCCACGCUCAGCAUGUAUGGGGCCCAGCCACUGAGCCUCAGUAAACUAGUUCCUCAUCUCUGCACUCUGACUGGAGACCAGAACCCACAGGUACGUGAGGCCUCCAUUAACACAUUGGUGGAUGUUUAUCGUCACGUCGGAGAGAGGGUCAGAGCAGACCUGGGAAAGAGAGGACUGCCUGCUGCACGGUUACAGACGUUAUUUGCUCGUUUUGAUGAAGCCUUGAAUUCAGGCAACAUGGCUCUCAGCCCGAGUCACGAUCGUAGUUUUGAGGAUGAUGACAGUGUGGAUGGGAAUCGUUCUUCCUCAGCCCAGGCUGCCUUCAAGGUCCCAAAAGUUCCCAAGAAGGCUGCAGAGUCCUCCGCCGCACGCAGGCCUAGCGCUACCGGUAGCAAGCUAGUAUCCAAGGAAAGUGCCGGGGGGAUUGAUGAAGAGGACUUCAUUAAAGCCUUUACAGAUGUCCCUACUGUCCAGAUCUACUCGGCGAGGGAUCUUGAGGACAACCUGAAUAAGAUCCGUGAGAUCUGCUCUGAUGACAAACACGACUGGGACCAGAGAGCCAACGCUCUAAAGAAGAUACGCUCAUUGUUGGUGGCGGGCGCAGCCACCUACGACUGUUUCUACCAGCACCUACGGUUACUGGAUGGAGCCUUCAAACUAUCAGCUAAAGACCUGCGCUCCCAAGUUGUCCGAGAGGCCUGCAUCACUGUGGCCUACCUCUCAUCAGUGCUGGGGAAUAAAUUUGACCAUGGAGCGGAGGCCAUCGUUCCCGUCCUGUUCAACCUCAUCCCCAACUGUGCCAAAGUCAUGGCCACCUCCGGUGUUUCAGCCAUCCGCAUCAUCAUACGGCACACCCACGUCCCCAGGCUAAUCCCCCUGAUAACCAGUAACUGCACAUCCAAGUCUGUGGCUGUUAGGAGGCGCUGUUACGAUUUCUUGGACCAUCUACUACAGGAAUGGCAAACCCACUCUCUUGAGAGGCACACAGCUGUUCUGGUUGAGAGCAUCAAGAAGGGAAUUCGAGAUGCAGACUCAGAGGCCCGAGUGGAGGCUCGCAAGGCCUACUGGGGUCUGAGGAACCACUUCCCAGGGGAGGCCGAUGCUCUCUACAACUCCUUGGAGCCGUCGUACCAGAAGACCCUUCAGUCCUUCCUGAAGAGCUCUGGCAGCGUAGCCUCACUUCCCCAGAGUGACCGUUCCUCGUCCUCCUCUCAAGAGAGCCUCAAUCGUCCUCUGACUUCUAAAUGGUCAGCAGCUCCAGGGCGAGUCCCUGCGGGUUCAAAGGGUGGGCAGUCGUCGGUCUCCCUGCAGCGUUCCCGUAGUGACGUGGAUGUAAACGCAGCAGCAGUCGCUAAGCACCGCAACGUCGGACAGGCCAGGGCAUCAGGGCGUCUGCCCCCUGGCUCCUACUCUUCACUGGAUGAUGCCUCUGAUAAAACGGAUGGCCGUGUACGUACCAAGCAGCCCUUGUCAGCUGCCAGCAACAUGUCCAGCCAGGUGGAUUCACGAGGACGCAGCCGCACCAAGAUGGUCUCCCAGUCGCAACGUUCCGACGAAUCCGAUUGCACACCAGGAUCUCAGUCUGCUAACCCUGUUGGUGCUGGCAGUCGGAGCGGCUCCCCGGGUCGUGUACUGACGAGUACGGCCCUGAGCACCAUGAGCUCAGGGGCCCACAGGGUGCUGGCUGGGGAUGGACACAGACGCAGCCGCAUCCCCCGCAGCCAGGGCUGCUCCAGAGACUCCUCCCCCACCCGCCUGUCUGUUGCUCCUUCCAGCAUUAGUUCCAUCUACAACGGAGCGAGCCGAGGAGCUCGGGGCAGUCGUAUCCCUCGGCCCAGUAUGAGUCAGGGCUGCAGCAGAGAGGCCAGCAGGGAGAGCAGCCGGGACACCAGCCCUGUACGCUCCUUCACGCCCCUUGCAACGCGGAGCUACUCUCGCUCCACCGGAGCUCUCCACACACCUGAUACUUUUGGGGCAGCAGGAUCAGGUUUUGGCAUCAGUCAGUCCAGUCGUCUCUCUUCCUCAGUCAGUGCCAUGAGGGUCCUCAACACGGGCUCCGACGUAGAAGAGGCUCUCGCAGAUGCACUGCUGUUGGGAGACAUGCGGUCCAAGAAGAAGCCAGCACGGCGGCGGUACGAGAACUACAGCAUGUACUCCGAUGAUGACGCUAAUAGUGAUGCAUCAAGCGCCUGUUCGGAGAGAUCCUACAGCUCCAGGAACGGAGGAGCCAUCCCCACGUACAUGAGACAGACAGAAGACGUAGCCGAGGUGCUGAACCGCUGUGCCAGUGCCAAUUGGUCAGAGAGGAAGGAGGGGCUGCUGGGCCUUCAGGCGCUGCUCAAGAACCAACGCACCCUCAGUCGGGUGGAGUUGAAGAGGCUGUGUGAAAUCUUCACCAGGAUGUUUGCUGACCCUCACAGUAAGCGAGACUCCGGCAGGGUGUACGGCACAGCAGAAUCCAGUAUAAGCUCAGCCUCUUUCAAGAGAGUGUUCAGCAUGUUCCUGGAGACACUGGUAGAUUUCAUCCAUGUCCAUAAGGAGGAUCUGCAGGACUGGUUGUUCGUCCUGCUCACACAGCUGUUGAAGAAGAUGGGAGCUGACCUGCUGGGCUCCGUACAGGCCAAAGUUCAGAGAGCCCUGGAUGUCACACGAGAGUCUUUCCCCAACGACCUCCAGUUUACUAUUCUCAUGCGAUUCACUGUGGACCAGACACAGACACCCAACCUCAAGGUGAAGGUGGCCAUUCUGAAGUAUAUUGAGACUCUGGCGAUACAGAUGGAAGCUCCAGACUUCGUGAACUCCAGUGAGACUCGGCUGGCCGUCUCCCGCAUCAUCACCUGGACAACUGAACCCAAGAGCUCUGACGUCAGAAAAGCAGCCCAGUCUGUGCUAAUCUCGUUGUUCCAGCUCAACACUCCAGAGUUCACCAUGCUGCUGGCAGCUCUGCCCAAAACCUUUCAGGACGGAGCCACCAAGCUGCUUCAAAACCAUCUGAAGAACACUGGCAAUGUUGCACAGGCACCAAUGGGCAGCCCUCUUACGCGCCACACCCCUAGAUCUCCAGCCAGCUGGUCCAGCCCGGUCACUUCCCCCACCAACACCUCCCAGAAUACCCCCUCACCAAGUGCAUUUGACUACGACACAGAGAACAUGAACUCGGAGGACAUCUACAGUUCACUGAAAGGUGUCACCGAGGCGAUCCAGAACUUCAGCGUCCGCAGCCAAGAGGACAUGAAUGAACCCGUCCAACGGCGGGAGGGCGAAGAGGGUGACAGCGGGACAGACAUCCGAAUGUCAGACUCAGUGGAAGGAGGCCGCAUGGCUCUGGAUAACAAGACCUCCCUCCUCAACACCCCCUUGCUCUCAUCCAGUCCACGAGGGGCCCGCGAGCACUUCUCGGACUCUCCUUUCAAACAGUCGCAAAGACACCACAUGGACGACUCAGAGUGUCUCACUGAUGAUAGCAGCUUGGACCAAUCAGAGUUGGUGGCCGAGCUGCUGAAAGAGUUGUCCAAUCACAAUGAGCGCAUUGAGGAGAGGAAAGCAGCGCUGCACAAACUGCUGAAGCUGAUUCGCGAAAACACCCUGCAGGUGUGGGACGAACAUUUCAAGACCAUUCUGCUGCUCCUGCUCGAAACGAUGGGCGACAGAGAGCAUGUGAUCCGGACGCUGGCUCUGCGGGUGCUGAGGGAGAUUCUCAGCAAGCAGCCCUGGAGGUUCAAAAACUACGCAGAGCUCACCAUCAUGAAGGCCUUGGAGGCUCACAAAGACCACCACAAGGAGGUGGUACGAGCAGCAGAGGAGACUGCAGCCAUGUUGGCGUUGUCCAUUAGUCCAGACCAGUGUGUCAAGGUCUUGUGUCCCAUCAUCCAGUCAGCUGACUACCCCAUCAACCUGGCUGCCAUCAAGAUGCAGACCAAAGUGGUGGAGAGGGUUCCCCGCGAGGGCCUGAUGAGCCUGCUGCCUGAGAUAGUGCCAGGACUCAUACAGGGUUACGACAACUCUGAGAGCAGUGUGAGGAAAGCCUGUGUGUUCUGCUUGGUGGCCAUUUACGCAGUGAUCGGAGAAGACCUCAAACCGCACCUCAGCCAACUCUCCAGCAGCAAGCUGAAGCUGUUGAAUCUGUACAUCAAGCGUGCCCAGUCCGGCUCCAGCGGCAGCGAACCCCCGUCUGACGGCCUAUAGGAGACGUAGCGCCCUCCCACACGUCAACCUCAGAACUCUGCCCACCAAAACCAUCCGUUCAUGAGCUCUCGCCCACACAGACCGAGAACAAAACACACAUCCUUAACACCCUUUCACAGCAGCAAACUGCUUACAUCCACACGUACGCUUGCACUCACACACAGGUACACACCGUGCUUCUACAUUUCCUGUUCCACUACAAGAUGGGAGUUGUGGUGAAGAAGAGUGUUCUCCUGACCAUCGCUGAGGAUCCACUGAUCUCAGACUGAACUGAACUCUUAACUUUGGAUUAAACAAACAAACACAUUCAGUCACAUAGUCCACCCAGGUUUGACACUAACCACUCAAGGAUGAAGAAAUGUCCGUCCUCUUCACCUCCUCUACAUCCGAACACAACAGUAUCCCCUCUGAAUAACAUCUUGAUGUUGACAGGAAGUGGUGCAACUGCAUGGUUCUCUUUUUUUUUUUUUUUUUUCUUUUUGGGUGGGGGGGUAAGGUUCAUAGAACAGGGCUGAGACGAACGAAUGGUGCCGCCAUGUGUCUUCAAAAGCGAGUGACCAGGGCCAGGUAGAAAGGAAUGUAAAUUUACAUUGUGUCAUAGUUUGGAUUUAUUUUACAAUGAGAUUUUACUGCAGCGGUUUUUAAUGUCUGGAGUAUUCUUUCUCUUUCACACACACACAAACACACACUUUCUCUCUCUCUCAAAAAGGUGCUGAUUAGCCUAAAAGGUACGACGACCAACCAAGCACUAACACAAGCCGCAGUGGGUCGUGCCUGCUCAUAGCAAACACAGUACAUAGGCAGAUUCCAAAGUAUAGGAGGUUAUUGUGAGCUUGGCUAUGCAUGACUAAAUUUUAAAAAUUACUUUUUAUUGGGGUCCUAUUGACAGUCAGAAUAGUGAGACUGUGGUUUUAAAUUAAUGUGAACAAUGUCCAUCCCUUUCAGAAAAACCUAUGGUGUCCUCCAUUUGUCUCAUCUUGGAUCAGUCCGCUUCUGGGCAACAUGGGGAGGAAGAUGGGUGUGUGCUGCUUACUACAUUAGGUAUAACAGGCGUAUUAUCACAUAGGGGAUAUGUAUCUAUAUGAUAUUAAAAUGGAAUAUCCAGUAACAGUGUCAUUUACGAGAGUCCCUGGGGGGGUGCACGAGCGCACCUGUGGCCAUCCUUGUUUUUAUUUUCUCUUUCUCUCUGUUGCCCGUGCCCUAGUCUCUCUCUCUCGUUCUCUCGCUCCCUCACACUUAUGUUUUCUCUGCUGAGAAAUUUGUAGAAAUGUAUUAUUUACAGCUAUGAAAAAACAACUGUCAAGUGACCCUCUUCUACUCUUCAUCGUGUCUUUCUUUCCUUCCUCUUAUUGUAACAUUCUAGUUUUCACUGUUGUGUUCCCUCUGUGCAUUUACAAAGCUGUGCUUACAAUAAAAUAAAGAACUUGUACAGAUCAUGA
Micropterus salmoides (largemouth bass) is the source of this 6831-nucleotide messenger RNA. RefSeq names its product cytoplasmic linker associated protein 2 (gene clasp2). Gene Ontology annotation, biological process: mitotic spindle assembly. Gene Ontology annotation, cellular component: cytoplasmic microtubule; mitotic spindle; microtubule organizing center. NCBI's taxonomy places the organism in Eukaryota, Metazoa, Chordata, Actinopteri, Centrarchiformes, Centrarchidae. Gene Ontology annotation, molecular function: microtubule binding. The record is from RefSeq and is a predicted model, not a curated record.